AUGAAACGCUGGAUGUUUGGCCUGCUCCUCUGCAAACUGGUGCCUCCCUGCCAAGGAAUAUCGGUUUUAAUCUCCUCCUGGUGCUUAUGCUUUAUCGCCAUUGAUCGGUAUCGAAGUAUUGUGACGCCAAUGAAGGAGCGUUUUGGAACUGAAGCACUCGCAGAAAUCGCCACACAGAGCCUUAUUAUCUACACCUCUUCCCAUUGGAUGAGGCGGCGAGUUACCGCAAAUCAUUUAUAUAAACGACGAUGCACUUUGCAGUUCUGCGGUGAAUUCAACUGGUCGCAAGAGGACCACACCAAAUUGGUUUAUGGUAUUUCGCUGUUGGUUGUUCAGUUCGUUAUUCCUGCUAUCAUCAUGUCGUUCUGCUACUGGAAAAUCCUCCAAAAGGUGGGUCUGAUGCUCCUUAUUCUCUAG
This is a messenger RNA of Ostertagia ostertagi, 417 nucleotides long. NCBI's taxonomy places the organism in Eukaryota, Metazoa, Nematoda, Chromadorea, Rhabditida, Trichostrongylidae. The record is from the annotation of a GenBank genome assembly.